GGGCUCCCAGCACAGUGGCUCCUCUACCUCAUUAGCAUCCACCAAAGUGUGCAGUUCCAUGGAUGAAAGUGACAUCUUAACAGAAGACUUUUUGGAUGAAGGGUUCCAAGUACCAGUGUCUAUAGCAGAAAGAUACAAAGUCGGAAGGACCAUAGGAGAUGGAAACUUUGCCAUUGUUAAAGAAUGUGUAGAAAGGUCAACUGGCAGAGAAUAUGCACUGAAAAUCAUCAACAAAAGCAAAUGCCGAGGAAAAGAGCAUAUGAUCCAAAAUGAGGUGUCCAUUCUAAGAAGAGUGAAACAUCCCAAUAUUGUGCUGCUCAUUGAGGAGAUGGAUAUGCCAAAUGAGCUGUAUCUGGUAAUGGAACUAGUAAAGGGAGGGGAUCUGUUUGAUGCUAUCACCUCUACUAACAAAUACACGGAACGAGACGCUAAUGGGAUGUUGUAUAACCUAAUGAGUGCCAUCAAAUACCUGCACAGCUUGAACAUCGUUCAUAGAGAUAUCAAACCCGAAAACCUGCUGGUGUAUGAACACCAAGAUGGAAGCAAAUCACUAAAGCUUGGAGACUUUGGACUGGCCACUGUGGUAGAUGGACCUCUAUACACUGUGUGUGGAACCCCAACAUAUGUAGCUCCAGAAAUAAUUGCAGAGACUGGGUAUGGAUUAAAGGUGGAUAUUUGGGCAGCUGGUGUAAUAACGUACAUCCUACUGUGUGGCUUUCCUCCAUUCCGUGGAAGCGGAGAUGACCAGGAAGUACUUUUUGAUCAAAUCUUAAUGGGACAAGUGGAUUUUCCAUCACCUUACUGGGAUAAUGUGUCUGACUCUGCAAAGGGACUUAUCACCAUGAUGCUGCAGGUUGAGGUAGACCAAAGGUAUUCUGCUCUGCAAGUUCUUGAACACCCAUGGGUCAAUGAUGAUGGUCUCCCGGAAAAUGAGUACCCACUGUCAGUGGCUGGAAAGAUAAAGAAGCAUUUCAAUACAGGUCCAAAACCAAACAGCACCACUGCCGGAGUCUCCGUCAUUGCAGUAAGCAUACCUACACUACAUGGCCUUUCUAUAACUCUUUUUUACAGCUUUCAUUUUUUUUUGUAA
This is a messenger RNA of Staurois parvus, 1090 nucleotides long. NCBI's taxonomy places the organism in Eukaryota, Metazoa, Chordata, Amphibia, Anura, Ranidae. The record is from the annotation of a GenBank genome assembly.